Messenger RNA from Erigeron canadensis, 2729 nucleotides. RefSeq names its product pentatricopeptide repeat-containing protein At3g60050-like. Gene Ontology annotation, molecular function: protein binding. The record is from RefSeq and is a predicted model, not a curated record. NCBI's taxonomy places the organism in Eukaryota, Viridiplantae, Streptophyta, Magnoliopsida, Asterales, Asteraceae. The transcript has 3 exons. Bases 159 to 1673 code for a protein of 504 amino acids.
AACUCUAAGCUACAUAUAUCUAUAUCUAUAUAUCUAUAUCAAAAGCCUUCAUUUUUACCAAAUUGUCACAUAAUUAUCAUCAAAGUCAAUCUGGGUCAGUUUAGAAUUGACCCAAAUAACAUAAAGUUUAAAGCUUUUUGCUUUUUUUUUUGUAUUGUAUGUCCUCAAUUGCUCAAUUAGGUCACAAAUUUGUUCAGGGUAUUUCUUGUUAUUGUGGCAUUUCACGUUCCUUAUGUAGCAAUAGUACAACCCCAUUUACUAAUGGGUUUCGUAGGAUUGAAAAAUACUUAAUUGGGUAUCGAAAAUGUUCCAAUAGUAAUCUUGUUUUUGAUAAACCCUUAGCAGAGGAAGAAAUCCUCGAUUCGGUAAAUACUAGUGGUAGAUACAGUGAUAAUGAUGAUAAGUAUGAUGAUGGAGAUUGCCCAUUUGAUAAUGUGUUUAGUAGAGCUAGUUUUGUACGAAAUGCGAAACUUGGUGCUAAUGAAGCACUUAAAGUGUUGCAACAAGAUGGGCCUGGUUUUGAUACAAAAUCGGCGUUAGAUAGUUUAGACUUUAAAGUAUCAGGUUUACUUGUGAGAGAAGUACUUAUAGGGAUCUUGAAGAGUAUGAAUCAUGUGAAUAGGAAACGUUGUGCUAGACUUGGGCACAAGUUUUUUGUAUGGUCGGGUGAAAAAGAGAGUUAUAAUCAUACGGUGAAUACUUAUCAUUUGAUUAUGCAAAUCCUAGCGGAAGCAGACGAAUUAUUAGAGAUGUGGGAGUUGGUUGAUGAGAUGACGGGAAAAGGGUAUCCUGUUACUUCAAGAACUUUUAAUAUUUUAAUUUGUACGUGUGGGGAAGCCGGUGUAGCCAAGAAAGUUGUGGAGAGGUUUAUAAAGUCGAAGUCAUUUAAUUUUCGGCCUUUUAGUCAUUCGUUUAACGCAAUUUUGCAUGCUCUUCUUGCUGCACAUCACUAUAAGCUAAUUGAAUGGGUGUAUCAGCAGAUGUUGACGGAUGGGCAUCAACCAGAUGCAUUGACGUAUAAUAUAAUAAUGUAUACGAAAUAUAGGCUUGGGAAAUUGGGUCAGUUUCAUCAGUUGUUGGAUGAGAUGGGGAGAAGUGGAUUUCCUCCUGAUUUUCAUACGUUUAAUAUACUUCUUCAUAUUCUUGGUAAAGGAGAUAAGCCAUCUGCAGCUGUUGACCUUUUGAACCAUAUGAAGGAAGUUGGGAUUGAGCCUAGUGUUCUUCAUUUUACUACAUUGAUAGACGGGUUGAGCCGAGCCGGAAAUAUGGAUGCCUGCAAGUAUUUCUUUGAAGAAAUGAUUAAUUAUGGAUGUGAGCCCGAUGUGGUGUCUUACACUGUAAUGAUCACGGGGCACAUUGCAGCUGGACAGUUGGAAAAAGCGGAGGAAAUGUUUUCUGAAAUGUUUAAUAAUGGCAAGAUUCCUAAUGUUUACACGUAUAAUGCAAUGAUUCGUGGGCUUUGUAUGGCUGGGAAAUUUGAGUAUGCGUGUUUGAUGCUUAAAGAAAUGGAAUCUAGAGGGUGUAAUCCUAAUUUUCUUGUGUAUAGUACACUUGUGAGGCAUUUGAAACAUGCUGGAAAGCGUUCUGAAGCUGAUAAUGUAAUAAAACAGAUGGUGGAAAAGGGGCAUUAUGGUCAUUUACAUGAAAAGCUUAAGAGAUAUCGGAGAUGCUAAUGUGGUAACCCAUGUAAUUUAAGGCAGGUGAUUGUAGAAGUACUGUGUACUCCAUCUCGGUUAUAUUCAGAUGUUUUGAGGCAUCUGUGUUGUAACAACUUUGCCUUUAGUUGCAUAGUUUUGUUCGUUUUCAUACUUCAAUUUAAUAUCUACUGGAUAUACUUCAAGAAAUGAAAGGUUCCAUUCUUUUAAUCUCCAUUUAGGGAAUAGCAAUGGUGGAUGAGCUUGUAUAGUUUUUCAAUACUAGAGGUGACAAGAUGGAUGGGUCAGGCAUAUUGAUUAACAGUUCAACAUGUGUUAGGGUUGAUUACAGGCAUUUUAGUAUUGGUCAAAAUGUGUCGGGCUGGGUUGGGUUGAGCCACUUUUGUUCACUUGUAAGCAUUUAAGUAGACUUUGGGCAACUUUCAACAUUUAUUAUUUUGGACCAUAUGGUUCAUUUGAGACAAAACAAUCCAAUUGACCCAUUCAUAAUUAAUUGGCUUCAUGUUGCCAACUCUAUUGAACUUUCUCAUGUGAUGUAUCUUAAGUUCUUUCGAAGCCCUCCUUUUUGUUGCCACUCCAUGCUUUGUAUAGAUUUGAAGGUGCUCUAUAUGCAUAAUUUCAUUGGUUUCUUGGUAGCACGAAUCAAGCAGAUGGGGACACUGGAACUUCUUGAAGGGUGCAUUUUUGUUUCUUGUUAUAUUUCAGCAACUAUUCUUUCUACAUUCUGCAGUUAAGGAGGCAUGGUGCUCCACAUGGUUGAUGGCUUCCACUAGCAAAUACAUAAGCAUCAUCGCUGCCUUCAGGGUAUUGACUGCUCUUGUCUUUUUGGCUUUUGGUGGUGGGAUUAGUUGCAGAAUUGACACCUCGAUCACAACUUACCUCAUCAUGGUCCACCACUACCACAGAUGUUUAUGUUUCACACGCAGUUAUCUUCUUCACAACUCUUGGAAAAUCUUGUUCGAUAGGCUUAUAUGUAGACUGUGUAGUCAUGUACAUACGGACCGGAACAUCCUAACCUUAAUUUUGGCAGGCUUUACUUCGACCAUAACUAAUCUAAUUUGUCACCUUUAGAUA